Neoarius graeffei (lesser salmon catfish) is the source of this 4585-nucleotide messenger RNA. RefSeq names its product SET domain containing 4 (gene setd4). Gene Ontology annotation, biological process: peptidyl-lysine trimethylation; peptidyl-lysine monomethylation; positive regulation of transcription by RNA polymerase II. Bases 262 to 1488 code for a protein of 408 amino acids. Gene Ontology annotation, molecular function: protein binding; histone H3K4 methyltransferase activity; histone H3K36 methyltransferase activity. Lineage: Eukaryota; Metazoa; Chordata; Actinopteri; Siluriformes; Ariidae. The record is from RefSeq and is a predicted model, not a curated record. The transcript has 10 exons.
GCGUCACGCAGUGACGUCACGGCAGCAGCUACUCGACGAGCAGUCAAAAUAAUAAAAAUAUAAAAAUAAUUAAAAAGCCUGAUGUAGCCAAAAUAACAAUAAUAGUGUUUAACUUACUUUAAGUCACUUUAGGUUAUUCAGUGUAUAAUAUUAAGAAUCCGUGUUAGUUAAAUGAUUGAUAUGAGCUGGAAAACUGUGAGGUAGAGUGAGGUGAGGUGAGGUGAGGUGAGGUAGCGUAGCCCAAACAGGCGACAAGACACAAUGAAGAACAGAAGUGGAAGAAGAGCAAGGAAUAAAAAAAAGAAGAAACGAGGAGAGGCUAUUAAUGUGACCCUGUCUUAUGAAGCAUCCUUUGUGAACUUGAGACGAUGGCUUAAACAAAAAGGAUUUCGUUCAAAGUGUUUAAUUCCAGCCAGCUUUACAGAUACAGGAAGAGGGCUGAUGGCUGCACAACCCAUAAAGGCCAACGAGUUGGUCAUUUCUUUACCUGAGAGCUGUUUGCUGACCACAAGCUCAGUUCUGAAGAGUUACAUGGGGGAAUACAUCAAGAGGUCGAAGCCUCCAGUCUCUCCUCUUGUCGCACUUUGCUCUUUCCUUAUUGCUGAGCGAUAUUAUGGAGAUAGAGCAGAAUGGAGCCCUUACAUUAAAGUCCUCCCGAAAUCCUAUACAUGCCCAGUUUACUUCUCAAACGACAUCAUAGACCUCUUGCCUCUAGAGGUUCGAAAAAAGGCAGUGUCACAAAAAGAACAGUUUGAGGAGCUUUAUUCCUCUUCGCUGCCGUUCUUCUUGUCCCUUCAGCCCAUUUUUCCUCAGCCUGUCGAAGUAGUGUUUACUCAGGACGCAGUCCGGUGGGCAUGGUGCAGUGUCAAUACUCGUACGGUGUAUAUGGAGCAUGCCCAGAGCGAUUUCCUCUCACGGGAGAAGGAUGUCUUUGCGCUGGCGCCUUAUCUGGACUUGCUGAACCAUUGUCCUGAAGUACAGGUUCAUGCAGGGUUCAAUGAGCUAUCCCGUUGCUAUGAGAUCAGAAGUGUUCAUGGCUGUAAAAAAUUCCAGCAAGCCUUCAUCUGCUACGGUCCCCAUGACAACCAGCGUCUCCUUUUGGAAUAUGGUUUUGUUGCCUCUGGUAAUCAGCACAGCGUGGUGUACGUUGACGUAGCUACUCUGAAGUCGUGUCUUAACGAAGCAGACAGACAGCUACAACAGAAACUUCUCUUCUUGAAGGACAACGAUUUUCUACGAAACCUGACGUUUGGUCUCGAUGGGCCAUCCUGGAGGCUGAUGACUGCACUUAGGCUCCUCUCCCUAAAGCCAGAACAAUACUCCUGUUGGAAAAAUAUUCUCCUGGGAGCACCAGUGAUCCAGGACAGAGAGGAGUGGUGCAUCCGAAAAGCCCAAAUGCUAUGCCAGCACCUCUGUGAUGAUAAUAGAGAUGCACUGGCGAGAGGACCAUUCCAGAUCAGCGAUCCAGAUCAGCACCAAAAGUCAUAGCAACUUGGGCUGCAACGAUUCACUAAACACCGAUUCAAUUCAAUUCUGCAGUUAAAUACAAAGGACAAACAAACUUCAGAUUUUAAACUUUCAUGAAGAAAAUCCCAUUGAAAUUUGUCUGAAAAGAUGAAAACUUUCCAAAUGCUGACAAGGGAACAGGAUAUGGAAGUUUAAAAUGCUUAAAACAAAAACAAAAAAAAAAAGUGUUGCCAGGCAAAACAAACCUCGCCCGUUAGCACUUAUUUUAGUGUUAGAACAACUGAUUCAAUCUCACAAGUGUGGUCUCUGUUCUGUCAAGGUCAAAAGUAAUAAUACCAAAUUAAAGCCUGUACGGUACGUCAGUACAAUGUAUUACUGAAGUAUAUAAAAGUUGAGGGGAAAAAAAAAAAGAGUAAAUAUAGUAAUACUUUGUCCUGAUGUAGUUUAUCCUUUUUUCUUCAACUUGAAGAAAAAGGAGUAAACUACGUCAGUACAACAUAUUACUGGAGUAUAUAAAAGUUGAAGAAAAAAGGGUAAACUACGCUAUUACAAUGUAUUACUGAAGUACCUAUAAGUUGAAGAAGAAAAAGAGCUAGACUACGUCAGUACAACAUCUCAUCUCAUCAUCUGUAGCCGCUUUAUCCUGUUCUACAGGGUCGCAGGCAAGCUGGAGCCUAUCCCAGCUGACUACGGGCGAGAGGCGGGGUACACCCUGGACAAGUCGCCAGGUCAUCACAGGGCUGACACAUAGACACAGACAACCAUUCACACUCACAUUCACACCUACGGUCAAUUUAGUCACCAGUUAACCUAACCUGCAUGUCUUUGGACUGUGGGGGAAACCGGAGCACCCGGAGGAAACCCACGCGGACACGGGGAGAACAUGCAAACUCCACACAGAAAGGCCCUCGCCGGCCACGGGGCUCGAACCUGGACCUUCUUGCUGUGAGGCGACAGCGCUAACCAUUACACCACCGUGCCGCCCCAGUACAACAUUGUUGACCUUUUUCUCUUCAACUUUUUUGUACUUCAGUCACAAUGAAACUCAUGUUAGAUAUAAAAUAUGACAUCCUAUAUGUUGAUAAUAAUAAACAUCUCUCCAUCUCUGACCAUUUUUCGAGUUCUAAUGGAAAAUAUGCAAAUUUUACCAAUGACCUUGACACCCCCUGACAUUUGACCCCCAACCACUCAGAAAACUAUGAGAGAGACCCCAUCAUGUAGCAUAUCAAUGGAAGCAGAAUUGAAAGAUGAACAUUUUGGAAUUGGUUUGAAGUAAAUAUGAUGAAUAUGAAGGAAGGUAUCGCAAAAAAAAAAAAAGAUUUUGACCUUUUUGGUGACCCUCAAAAUGUUGGAGGUUCUAUUUGAGACCAAUGCCCAUCUAUCCUGAAAGUUUCAUGAAGAUUGGUCCAGCCGUUUUCCCGUAAUGUUGCUAACAAAAAAACAAACAAAGAAACCCCACUGAAAACAAUACCUCGCCCCCUGGUGGACUCCGUCCCGGGCGAGGUAGAUAUAUAAAAUAAGUUAAAAUAAGGAUAUUUUGGCAACUUGAAUUGAUGAAUUCCUGAGCACAGAGCAGUGAGCAUCAGUCCCUCUCACUUACAAACACCUUCCUCUUCAAAGAGAGUUAUUUAAUAUUUAUGUAGAUUCAGAGCAGUUCAAAUCAGUACCGUCAGUACACUCGGACAAGUAACAGUAGGAACUCAGCAACAUGUAAAACUGUUUUGUAACUUGAGCUCUAAACUCUAACCGAUAACAGGUAAAGUAAAUCAUUAGGGAUAUUUAUGCACAUUCAGUUUUGGUCUGUUGACAUCAUUAUUCAGUUUUAACCGUCCCCGCGUACCUGGUUUUCUACUUUCGUAACACUUUCAGUUUUCAAUUUGCCGGCACUUACUUCGUUUACAUCCACGUUGUGUUUCGCUUUAAAGUGCUGAUGACACGAACAUGACUCUAUGCAAUUUCUUAAAUAAACUAUACAACAUGGCAAACAUGUUAGAUUUCUGUUAUAAUUACGUGAAAAGAAGCUGUUGUUACGCGAAUAUCCAACUUUUAAUUGCACAGCGCAAGAAAACUGGGUCCGUGGCUCGCGGCCAUGCUGUGACGUCAGCGGAAGAACACGCUGCGGUUCACUGGCUGCUCUACUCUGGUUCUACUCAAUGGAAAUGGCGCAUGAAAACGCCGGUGAACUCUCUAGUGCUAGCUCUUCCUCUUCUGGGAGUCUAGAAUUGUGUUGAUCUCUUCCGAAUAGAAUCUAUGAUAGCCUACCCUCUUUACCCUUUGCCUCUCGUUGCUAGGCGGCAGUUACAUGAAAGCCGCAAGCUUUCACAAGCAAAUACAUGACUGAUAUCACGCCGACUUUAUGAUUACAUUUAUGAUUAUCAUGUAGAAUCUAUAGCUCUACGUACCUUUAUCCUAUGUCAUUUCACAACACAUGUUCUGACAGGAGGACCGUCUUUGGAGGAGUCGCCGGAAUACUGUAGGCAGUGUUGCCAGAUACUGUUCAAAACCCACCAAAAUGCACUUGAAACCGCCCCAAUCUGGCAACACUGACUGUAAGCACUGCUGAUGGUAGUAACACGUUUGUGCUGAACUGAACACCCAAGAGAUUCUUUUAAGCUGGGAAGGGUGCCAAAACAAUCCAAAUCGAAGUGUUCAGAGCACAGGACGGAUGUUGGUGAGUGCGCCUGACUUGCUUCACCCACUUCGCAUGCACCUCGGGAUCUCUGGGAAACUUGAAUAAACUUGUAGGCUGGUGCGCGGAGCGCUGGGGGCGGGGUUCAGCCGCGCUGGCUGUCACAGGUGCACCUGAAGCCGUUUUAUAUUAAUUGGCAGAUGAGGGUGUCUCAGUCCAUAAAUUGCAGUGUUUUUGUGUGGUCGUAGUAUUUUGCUGAGUACUUGUAUACUCAUCCGAUUACCUUCUGCUCACAGACUGUGAUUUAUUUAAUUAAGCACGUAGCACUUUGCAUCUGCUGUCUGGUUUGCCUGUUUAUGUAUUUUUUUUUUAUCUGGCUCUAAUUAUGUUUUUAUUGAUGACUUUGUAAAAAUAAAAUAUAUUUUCUUAACUUUUAUUCUCCUGUUUCCCUGAUUUCCGUGUCACUAGUUGCCCAUAGAACCUGUGGUG